This is a messenger RNA of Phytophthora infestans T30-4, 912 nucleotides long. RefSeq lists its product as uncharacterized. The record is from RefSeq and is a predicted model, not a curated record. Gene Ontology annotation, cellular component: plasma membrane. Bases 61 to 912 code for a protein of 283 amino acids. Lineage: Eukaryota; Oomycota; Peronosporomycetes; Peronosporales; Peronosporaceae. The transcript is spliced from 6 exons. Gene Ontology annotation, biological process: plasma membrane organization; phospholipid homeostasis; regulation of membrane lipid distribution.
CGCUACAUGUACUUCUUGCAUUCUCAGCCAUUUUGACAAGAUAAGGCUUUUGAAGCAGCCAUGUUCACUGAAGCGCUCGUUAUUACGUGGGUCAGCAUGUGCGCGGCCAUGCUGUACACUGACCCGCGACUUUGGAUCGUCGUGGCCUCCUCAUUGGUUUUCACAGUCGUUCGGGUGGCGAUAGUGCCUCUGGCGUCGGCUAGGGUGAAGGCUUUUCCUACUCUGUCAACGUUCGGCCAGCUGCUAUUUUGCAACACAUUGGUGUCAAUGCUGCACUCAGCGCUCUCGUCUCUCCUAGCAAUAUCGGCGCUGCUCAGCUCUCACUCGCUGCAUGACGACUACGUCAAUACUGUAACGUGGGGAGAAUUCCUUGCUACUUCUGUCUCAACUGGCUACUUUGCCUACGACUUGUGGGACUAUGUACUGAAUCGGUUGUACGUCAAGUCUCCGGGGAUCAUUGUGCACCACGUAGUAGUGCUCAUCUGCUACAUCUCCGCUCUCACAAAGACUGUGGGUGUGCCGCUACUGUCGCUCGCGUUGGCUUGUGAGCUGCAAUCUGUGUUUAUGCACGCUCGGAAGCUGCUGGUCAUGAGUAAUUACUCGGUGUGGCAGUCUACGCUCCUCCAAUGGGUCUGGCGUGCGCAGUGGACGUCGUUCGGUGUAGCUCGAUUGCUACCCCACGUGGCCGUCGCUACGCUAACGUAUCGAGCUCGAGAACUUUUCGCGCAACAGUCCCAUUUCGCCAUGGCCUUUGGUGGAAUUCUUUUCAUCAAUCUUUUAAACGCUCAGCUUUUCCUCGACGUCCGCAAAGCGUGUCGAAAGGACUAUACUUCGCCAAAGACGCCUCCGUCGCCUGUUCCGGUCUCGAAAACUCCCCAGAACUGCAGCAUUAUAGCUAGCGCUCUACAGUAG